AUGCCGCCGCCGCCACCGCCGCCGAGAAAGACCGACCCCAAGGCGUCCGCUGCCGCAAAGGAGGAGAAUAUCUACAUUCCCUCUUUCAUCAGUAAACGUCCCUUUUAUGCCGGCGAAGAAGGCGAUGACCAGACCGACUACCUUGAGCAUCAGCGUAUUCAGAAGAAAAACGAGCAGUCACAAUGGUACGAUCGCGGUCGCAAGGCUGGCCCGGCAGCCACAAAGUAUCGGAAAGGCGCAUGCGAAAACUGCGGCGCCAUGACGCACAAAGCCAAAGACUGCCUCAGUCGGCCGAGGGCGAAAGGCGCAAAGUGGACUGGCAGGGACAUUCAGGCCGACGAGGUCGUUCAGGACGUCAAGCUUGGCUGGGAUGCCAAACGCGAUCGCUGGAAUGGAUACGACUCUAAGGAGUAUCGAAAUGUCGUCGAGGAGUUCAACGAGAUGGAGAAGCUAAGGAAGCAGGCGCUUGCCAAGGGCGAGACGGAGGAGGAGGAGCAGGACGAUGGCGAUAAGUACGCAGAGGAAAACGACAUGAGCAAGCAUCAGAGCACAGCUACACGCCAGCUGAGAAUACGAGAGGAUACGGCAAAGUACCUGGUCAACCUGGACUUGGAAUCCGCAAAGUACGACCCAAAGACGAGAUCCCUCGUGGACGGCGGCGCAACAGUGGACAAAGCCGCGAAUCUCUUUGCAGAGGAAGGCUUCAUGCGCGGCUCAGGCGACGCCGGCGAGUUCGAGCAAGCACAGCGAUACGCUUGGGAGGCCCAGGAGAAGAGUGGUGACACCACAAAACAUUUGCAAGCCAACCCCACGGCUGGAGAGUUCUACAGGAAGAAGGAGAAGGAAGAGGCCGAGAAGAAACGUGCGGAGCGGGAGAAGAAGCUCAAGGAACUGUACGGCGAUAACUCGCAAUACACCAUGCCCGAUGAGCUGAAGAAUGUCAUUACCGAGUCGGAGAAAUAUGUCGAGUAUGACGAGAGCGGCCUCAUCAAGGGCGCGCCCAAGGUUAUCGCCAAGUCAAAGUACCCCGAGGACGUGUACAUCCACAAUCACACAUCUAUCUGGGGCAGCUGGUGGUCAAAUUUUCAAUGGGGCUACGAAUGCUGUCACUCGGUGGUCAAGAACAGUUACUGCACGGGUGAGGAGGGCAAGUUGGCUUGGGAAGCGUCUGAACGGCAACGGACUGGUGCUUCGUUGGCGCUGCAGAUGGAGCAACAAGCAGAGAUUCCAAAGGCGGAUGAUACUCCGGUGAACAAGCCGGCGACAAAGCGGACAGCAGAAGAGAUGAUGGGCGGUGUCACUGAGGAAGAGAUGGAGGAGUACAGGAGAAAGAGGACAGCGGCGAACGACCCGAUGGCUAAGUUCCUGGGCAAGGAUGAAUUGGUCUAG
Messenger RNA from Colletotrichum abscissum, 1389 nucleotides. Its product is annotated as pre-mRNA-splicing factor SLU7. Gene Ontology annotation, molecular function: pre-mRNA 3'-splice site binding. The record is from RefSeq and is a predicted model, not a curated record. The transcript has a single exon. Bases 1 to 1389 code for a protein of 462 amino acids. NCBI's taxonomy places the organism in Eukaryota, Fungi, Ascomycota, Sordariomycetes, Glomerellales, Glomerellaceae. Gene Ontology annotation, cellular component: spliceosomal complex. Gene Ontology annotation, biological process: mRNA splicing, via spliceosome.